Molecule: messenger RNA, 683 nt
Organism: Ornithodoros turicata
Lineage: Eukaryota; Metazoa; Arthropoda; Arachnida; Ixodida; Argasidae
Product: oligosaccharyltransferase complex subunit ostc-B-like
Exons: 4
Coding region: 75-524 (149 amino acids)
Cellular component (GO): oligosaccharyltransferase complex
Source: RefSeq, a predicted model, not a curated record
UUUUUCCGGUGCAUCACUUCCGCUUGCCAAACGUUUGACGCGGCCGGUUUUGCGAGGUGUCGUCUUCGUAGAGCAUGGAGUGUCUGUAUAGUUUGCCGUUUUGUGUUUUGGAAGUUCCAAAUUUGAAACUUAAAAAGCCAUCAUGGCUCCAUCAACCUUCACCAAUGGUGAUGUUUUCACUUGUGCUGUUUUCCUACUUUCUAGUGUGCGGAGGCAUCAUAUACGAUGUUAUUGUGGAACCUCCCAGUAUCGGGUCUACAGUUGAUGAACAUGGCCAUUCAAAGCCGGUUGCGUUCAUGCCAUACCGUGUCAAUGGCCAAUACAUCAUGGAGGGGUUGGCCUCCAGUUUUCUCUUCACAGUGGGAGGGCUGGGCUUUGUGAUCCUCGACCAGACACACAGUCCUAGCACCCCUCGGCUAAACCGCAUCCUCCUCAUAUGCAUGGGAUUCCUCUGCAUUGUUGUGUCAUUUUUCACUUGUUAUGUCUUCAUGCGCAUUAAAUUACCAGGAUACCUUCAGUCAUGAAAGAAUUAAACGAGGAACCAAACUGUGCCUGAAUGUGUGAGGUAACAUACAAAGGAAGAAGCAGAAAUAUGUUUAACGUCCUCACAGAGUGCUGUGGAAGGUUUACCUUUGCAUUGUGUUAAGUGAAUGUGUAAACAAAAUUAAAAAGUUGGAUAUUGA